Molecule: messenger RNA, 3433 nt
Organism: Heteronotia binoei (common prickly gecko)
Lineage: Eukaryota; Metazoa; Chordata; Lepidosauria; Squamata; Gekkonidae
Gene: ST6GALNAC3
Product: ST6 N-acetylgalactosaminide alpha-2,6-sialyltransferase 3
Exons: 5
Coding region: 204-1121 (305 amino acids)
Biological process (GO): oligosaccharide metabolic process; ganglioside biosynthetic process
Molecular function (GO): alpha-N-acetylgalactosaminide alpha-2,6-sialyltransferase activity
Source: RefSeq, a predicted model, not a curated record
UGAGCUGGCUCUCAGCCAGUGGCAGAAGCUGAUGGGUGGAACAAACCGGGCAUGAAAAGACUAACGUGACUAACGGAUCUUAGAAUUGUGGUUCCUUAUUUGGAUCUACAGGAAUGUAGACUCUAGCUGUUUUGCAUCUCUUCUGCCUCAGACUGGAUCUGUUACAAAGCAGAAUCCUGCUGCUUUGAGGGGUACGAAAGAACAUGGCCUGCAUUUUGAAGCGCAAGACUAUUAUUCUGGUAGGUACUGUGGCAGCAUUAUUAUUCCUGAUCAUUAUUCGUCUUAAGAAAGAAGUCAGCUUUCCUCUGAUCCUCAACUGUUUUGGUCAAACCAGUGUCAAAUGGAUGCCAUUCUCCUACACUCAAAGACGACCUCUAAGGAUCCACUAUGGAUAUAUUAACGUGAGAACCGAAGAGCCUUUACAUCUGGACUGUGACAUCUGUGCAAUUAUUUCAAACUCAGGACAGAUGGCAGCACAGAAAGUGGGAUACGAGAUUGAUCAGUCAUCAUGUAUAUGGAGGAUGAACAAUGCUCCUACUAAGGGCUAUGAAGAAGAUGUUGGGAAGAGGACAACAAUCCGAGUUGUCUCCCAUACCAGUGUUCCUCUUCUGCUUAAGAACCCUGAAUAUUUUUUCAGGGAAACCAACAGCACAAUCUAUGUCAUCUGGGGACCUUUUCGAAACAUGAGGAAAGAUGGCAAUGGCAUUGUGUACAACAUGUUGAAAAAGACGGUGGACAAUUACCCUGGGGCCAAAAUCUAUAUAACCACAGAAAAGCGCAUGAGUUACUGUGAUGAAGUGUUUAAAAGUGAAACAGGAAAAGACAGAGUCCAGUCUGGAUCCUAUCUCAGCACUGGCUGGUUUACCUUAAUACUGGCUAUGGAUGCUUGCUACAGCAUACACGUCUAUGGGAUGAUAAAUGACACCUACUGCAAGUCAGAAGGCUUUCGAAAGGUUCCUUAUCACUACUAUGAACCAGGAAGAGAUGAAUGUGAUGAGUACUUUCUACAUGAAAAUGCACCCUAUGGAGGCCAUAGGUUUAUUACAGAAAAGAAAGUAUUUGCUGAGUGGGCUAAGAAGCACACUAUAAUAUUUACACAUCCUAACUGGACAUUGUCUUGAUAUUGGAUUUCCCAGCCUUUCACUACUAGCAUAGUACUAUACAUAGGAAAUUCCUCAGUAAACAAUGAUAUGUGCAACUGUCUAGAUCUUCUCAAUGUGGGUAUUUAUAUGAACGAUAAACAAGAUAAAGGAUGGCUCUGCUGUGGGAUAAGGAUAGAGUUACCAAUCUGUGGAAGACAUACAAGAUGCUUAUUAUAUCUCUUAAGGUUGUACAUCACAAAUGCACUUUACUCUUAACUGGAUUUUUAAUUCAAAACAGCAGCAGUUUGGUUUAAAGAUACAGGUUUUAAGGGAUACAGCACACUCUUGUGCAACCAAAACAUUUGGAUUGUUUCGGCUUUCUGUUAUAAUUACUUGAGGUUAGGUUGUAAGUUUUCAUUAUUAAGGUAACUCAGUUUUUGUCUUAAACAUGACCAGACUAAGGACCAGCCCAAUAAUGUGUUGGAUUUUUUAAACUAUAUACAUAACUAAAAACUCAGUGUUCCAGUUCAGACAAACUGCAAAAAAAUCACAAUUUGCUAUUCUGGUUUAGAUGGAAACUGCAAAGUGUAGUUUGUCUGUUUGCAUAUAACAGCAAAUUAUGGUGCAUUGUGAAAGGGAGAAAAUUGGAGCCCAUACAAAAAGGAGAAAGGGAAUGUGCAAGCCAAAGGCUUACUCUUGUGAUGCCAAAGCAUGCACAUCACAUGAAACAGUUAUGCAAAUAAGACAAUUAGAAAUGUGCUAGGAAAGAUCUGUGAACUCCAGAUUGUCUGUACACAUGAAGAUUUUGUAUGUCUAAGGCCCAAGGGUAGUUGAAGUGCUGUGACUGAUGAUCUGCUUUCGUAGCAGUAUUAUUUUGAAAGAUCCAGGUUUUCUGGACAUUGUCUAGUAGUGAUGUGGCACUGAUUAACAUUCACCUAAUUUUUGCCUUCAGUUGCAUUCCCUUUGUGGAACAGCAUUUCUAUAAAUGCUGUUUGAGAUGUUUAAAAAAGACUCUAGUCUUGAAUGUGGAAUUUUAAAAGUCCAGUGUUUCAUACCUCUUAUACAGUUUUGGAAAAUAAAUCCUUUGUUCUUGAACAGUUUGGCUCAACUCUCUGCCUCAGAUUCUCCAUAUUUAAAAAUGGGGAUAACAUCUACCUCACAAGGAUAUUGUAAAAUAAAUAAAUAUGCAUAUUCAGUGCUUUUUAAAUAAAUGAUACUUUGCUUGUAAUUCUUAUAGCUACCCAUGGGCAUUUGGCACACAUUCUUCUGUGCUGGGUUAUUUGAGGAACAUCAAACCAAAAAUGUGAGGUCAGUGCUAUAAUAUGCUGAAUAUCUCCAUUCCUUCACUAUACAUUUUUUAAAAUUCUCACUGACUUAUCCGUUUAAUGGGUAUAACUCUGGAAUGUUAGUACUUGCCCAUUUCUAAUUGAAGUAAAGUAUAAUUUUAUUUAUCUAGCUCAAGGGUCUCCAAACUUUGUUAGCCUGUGGACACACUUGGAACUCUGACUUUGCAUGGUGGGCACAGCAACAAAAUGGCCACAUAAUGAUUGCCACAGCUUAAUUUCAGAAACACAGUACAGAUCCUUGUGGUGUGAUGGCAACAUUUAAAAACAUUUUAAAAAAAAUUUGCCCAGCCCAUCAAAUCUCCAAUUUGAUCUUUCUGGACAAAAAUUCCACUUGGCCCCAUCCACUUCCUAAAAACACUGGUGCCAGAAAAGGUUUUGUUGGGCAGCAUAGUGUCCAUAGGCACCAAGUUGAGGACCCUUGAUCCAGCUGAUAUGGGAAGCAUCUGCAGUGCUAGAUAGCUAUGCUAGUUGUGUUGGUUUAUAUGAGAACCAGGGAAAAAGUGUAAGGUAGAUGAUGAAUCAAAGUUUGAAUAAUGUGGCUUUUACUGUAUGGCACCUCAUUAUGAAAUUAUCUCAGUUACCACAUAAUGAAGGUGACAUAUUCUAUCACUCUGUUCAGCAACAUUCGAAUCCUUUCUCUUGUCUGAAAAACCCUCAUCAAUUUAAAUGGCUUUUCCACUGGAGGAAGAACCACUUCAGUUAGAGGAAGACUUCAAAUUUUGCUUAGUGAUAGGAUACAUGCAGGUAGUUUACAAUCACAGCAAGUGUUUUUAAAAAACUAUCUAAUAUAAGUGAAGUUCCUCAUCAUGUCAAAUGUUGAAUACCUGGAAUAUCAGUCAAAUGUUGAAUACCUGGAAUAUCAGAACUACAACACUGUAAUAAUUAAUACUGUUGAAACUUGAACAGAGGUUAAGUGACUGUUAUGCAUGUGUAAUUGUCAACAAGAAUAUAAACAACCCGAUAUUUUGUACUGCUUUACUGAAUCAUAAAAAUACAAUAGCAAAA